ACCAUGCAGCCAGCAAUGAUGAUGUUCUCCAGCAAAUACUGGGCACGACGGGGCCUUUCACUGGACUCAGCUGUGCCCCAAGAAUACCCAUUACCCGGGAAUGUAACUCUAAACAGAACAAAUUCUGGUAGAAGUGAUGAUAAACAAGCUAAUAAAGAUACAAGCAAGAAUGAGUCAACAUCAGAAGGUGGCAAGACUGCUGUGGUGUUUUCUUUAAAAAAUGAAGUUGGUGGCUUGGUAAAAGCUCUCAGACUUUUCCAGGAGAAGCAUGUGAGUAUGGUUCAUAUUGAAUCCAGAAAAUCCAAGCGAAGGAGUUCAGAGGUAGAAAUUUUUGUGGAUUGUGACUGCACUAGGAAAGAAUUCAAUGAGCUCAUUCAGCUGUUAAAGUAUGAAACAAACAUUGUGACUCUGAAUCCUCCAGAAAACAUCUGGACUGAUGAGGAAGAGCUGGACUGUGUGCCUUGGUUUCCCCGAAAGAUUGCUGAAUUAGACAAAUGUUCCCAGAGAGUUCUCAUGUAUGGUUCCGAACUGGAUGCGGAUCACCCUGGAUUUAAGGACAAUGUCUACCGACAGAGAAGAAAAUAUUUUGUAGAUGUUGCCAUGAGUUAUAAAUAUGGCCAGCCAAUUCCUAGAGUAGACUAUACACCUGAAGAAAUAAAAACCUGGGGCGUGGUGUUCAGGGAGCUUUCAAAACUCUAUCCUACUCAUGCUUGUCGAGAAUAUUUGAAAAAUUUCCCAUUGCUGACAAAGUACUGUGGCUAUAUUGAUGAUAAUGUCCCACAAUUGGAGGAUGUCUCUAUGUUUCUCAAAGAAAGGUCUGGUUUCACAGUCAGACCAGUGGCUGGAUAUUUGUCACCUCGUGAUUUCUUAGCUGGCCUGGCCUACCGGGUUUUCCACUGUACCCAGUACAUACGCCAUGGUUCAGAUCCCCUUUAUACUCCUGAACCGGAUACAUGCCAUGAACUUCUGGGACAUGUGCCUCUGCUUGCUGACCCCAAAUUUGCCCAGUUUUCUCAAGAGAUUGGCUUGGCCUCUCUGGGAGCAUCUGAUGAAGAUGUCCAAAAACUUGCUACUUGUUAUUUUUUCACCAUUGAAUUUGGCCUUUGUAAGCAAGAUGGACAACUGAGAGCUUAUGGAGCAGGCCUUCUGUCUUCUAUUGGAGAGCUCAAGCAUGCUCUGUCUGAUAAAGCCAAUGUGAAAACAUUUGAUCCAAAGACAACCUGCUUGCAAGAAUGCCUUAUCACAACUUUCCAGGAAGCUUACUUUGUCUCAGAAAGUUUUGAAGAAGCCAAAGAAAAGAUGAGGGACUUUGCAAAAUCAAUCAACCGUCCCUUUUCUGUUUAUUUCAACCCAUAUACCCAAAGCGUUGAAAUUCUGAAAGACACCAGAAGCAUUGAAAAUGUUGUCCAGGAUCUCCGAAGUGACCUGAACACAGUGUGUGAUGCUUUAAGCAAAAUGAAUAGAUAUUUGGGAAUCUGA
This is a messenger RNA of Candoia aspera, 1479 nucleotides long. RefSeq names its product tryptophan hydroxylase 2 (gene TPH2). The record is from RefSeq and is a predicted model, not a curated record. Gene Ontology annotation, biological process: aromatic amino acid metabolic process; serotonin biosynthetic process. Gene Ontology annotation, cellular component: neuron projection. Bases 4 to 1479 code for a protein of 491 amino acids. NCBI's taxonomy places the organism in Eukaryota, Metazoa, Chordata, Lepidosauria, Squamata, Candoiidae. Gene Ontology annotation, molecular function: iron ion binding; tryptophan 5-monooxygenase activity. The transcript has 11 exons.